Messenger RNA from Cataglyphis hispanica, 5444 nucleotides. Its product is annotated as VWFA and cache domain-containing protein 1. The record is from RefSeq and is a predicted model, not a curated record. NCBI's taxonomy places the organism in Eukaryota, Metazoa, Arthropoda, Insecta, Hymenoptera, Formicidae. The transcript is spliced from 9 exons. The coding region runs from base 285 to 3788 and encodes 1167 amino acids. Gene Ontology annotation, cellular component: voltage-gated calcium channel complex. Gene Ontology annotation, molecular function: voltage-gated calcium channel activity.
GAAGCCUUGCGAAUUACAGUUUGGCUCAAAAGAUGGCGUUCAUUGAAAUCACGAUGUUUGAUGCUUCCCGUCUCAUUAUUGUACGAAAAUUGAACGAUUCUUAGCGUCUCUGAAGACGUCUUCUCGUAAACAUCCUUAAAUAAAUCUCGAUACUAAUACAGUCAUAAAAUGCUCGAUGACGAUCAGCUAUCAACAUGAACUAUUAUCGCUACGCGACAAAUCCGUGAGGUUAUGAAAUUACCGCGAAAUACACGCGUCGCCAAAAUAGCCGCAAUUCCAUCAGAAUGGCUGUAAAUAAGAUUUUGUAUUUAACUUUGCUAAUAGUACUGAUAAAUCUUUAUGCAGCCGCUAACGACGAUGCUAAUGUCACUGUUAAGUGCCAAUCUGGCAAGCCGCUACGCAAACAGGUGUCAGCGGAACCCUUGAACGGCAUGUGCCUACGAGAUAUCGUAGGGCAUCUAUCAAAGAGAUUGCGAUCCAUCAUGGAUGAGGAACUCGGCGUAUCCUCGUUCCGAGACACGAUCAACAAGAUGGAAUUCGCGAACAUCUCCAUCAAUCUGGACGCAAGACUGAAUGCACUAGUUGAUAAGUUCAACAAUAAACUAAGAACACACAUUGAUGUCCUUAAGCAGGGCUACAACGCCAUAUACUCCAUCCUGUCGAAAGGAAUUCAUACUAUUUAUUCUAGUCAAACAGUUGAUUUGGACAUUAUGCAAAUGAACAGAGUUUCGGAUAUAUGUACUCAGAUUAUAACAGAAUUUGCAACAAAGUUAAGAAAUCAAGAAUGGAAAAAUUUGCGUGUACUACCAAUAAACCAACCGAGUACGAUAUGUGGACCACCAUUGUUAGGUCACAUUAUUGGAUCAUUUUUAUUAUCUCAAUACUGUCCUGGAAAGAACGUCAUUCUGCUUUUGGAACAUGGCAUGUUUAUGUCUGAAUCUGAUCUUGCUUUGGCCCAAAUAGCAGCCAGAACUAUUAUAGAUAUGCUCUCUGAAACAGAUAAUAUUACUGUUAUUGGCCUUGCUAAUACUGUUCCUUUAUUUUGCAAAGAUGGCUUGUUAAAAGCUACGGAUAUCAAUAAAUUUCAACUAGCUCGUUAUAUCGAUAGUUUAACUAGAACAGAUUCAAAUCAGACGGCAAAGGUUGAUUUUAAGAAAUUAACACAGAAUUUAAGGCACGAAGUGGUUAUUAUACAUUUGACUAACAAAUUAAAAGAUUCGUCAAAUGUGCAAAGAGUGUUUGAAAUAAUUUCAGAAAAACUUAAGACUUAUCUUAAAACUAUACUUAUUCUUUCAGAUCAACCACAUAUCAAUGUUAAACAAUCUUUAAACAAUGAUGUUAUUGUUCUUCCAACGCAAAAUAUUCUUGGAUAUGAGAUAGGAAAACUAUUUUCUUGUUUGCAAUGUUCUGAUUAUCAUAAGAAAGAUUUUUAUAUAUCAGAUCCAUAUUUUGAUCUAUAUAGCAAGACAAUGACAUUAUCUAUUGGACAGAUUACAAGUAUCGCACUAAUAUCCUUAGAUGUAAAAUUAUGUGAUUUCCUUGAUGAUAUAACGUAUUUUAAUACUGGUCCAAACAUAUACGUUAUAUUCUUUGACAAUAAAGGUGUGGUUUGGAUGCAUAAAAAUUUUCCCAGGAUUGAGACAAUAAUUGAGCAGCCACUUAAAGUGCAUCUGCAAGACAUUGAAAAUAUAGAUAAUUGGACAGUGAUGAAAAUGAUAAAUGAGCUUCAAGGAGUCAUAGAUGUAAAAACAAAAUUGGGUGAACAGAAACGGUACCGAUGGAAACACUUAAUUUAUAACGACUUGAUAAUAUGUUUGGUAUCUAUGACUGAAGAGGGAAUAUUGCCUGUUGCGAGAAUUAUGCCUUCACUGCCUACAAACAUAUUACAUCAUCGCCUUGAUCUUAUGCUUCAAACUGUUAUUGAUAAAGAUACUCUUUGCACUUAUAGAAACAGGAUUGUAACUUUAUCAACAGGUGUAGUUUAUUUAUCACCAUGGUGUUUUCAGUCUCCAAUGGAGCAACUGGAAUUAUUAGAAACUGGUUCAGCUAUGACUGUACAAAGUUAUAUGGCAUAUAUAAAAGACUUAACGGGACUUUUAGCUAAUCCUGGUUUACAUCCAUCCGUAAAACCAGAUGUAGCAAUCUUAGCACAAGUCUUGGAGCAUUUCAAAAAGCAACAUAUUGAAAGUCCAUUAAAUAAAUUUGUAAUAAGAAGAUAUGUUGUGAGUACAGUUAGUGGUGUGUUGGAGAUAUUUCCAGGAAUGGUAUUGGAUUCCGGUUUUGAUCCCAAGAGGCAAAUAUGGUAUGGAAAAGCAUUAGAGUACCCUGACAAGAUAAUUUUGACUCCACCUUACUUAGAUGCAGGUGGAUCAGGUUAUGUAGUCACUCUAAGUCAAGUUGUUGAAUACUCUAUGAGCAAUGAAAGUACAGAUUAUGUCAUUGCUGUUCUAUCUAUAGAUAUAACAAUGGGUUAUGUCAUGAGACUGCUAUUAGAGAUGUUUCCAUUUUGUUAUGAUGCAACUGUAAAAUGUUUCUUAAUGGAUGACAAAGGCUAUUUAGUGUCGCAUCCGACAUUGUUGGAAGCAACAGGCAAGAUUGAGCAACAGCAUUUGACACAUAAGGAACUUUUAGUAGCUAAUGACAUAUUGAAUCACGGACUGUUUGUAAAAAAAAAAUUAUGUGCCAAUCACUUGGAGGGUAUUGUGCAAAGAUACUAUCAAUUUAAUAUGUCGCUCGAUGAUGUACUCACUAAUAUAGCACAUGGCGAGCACUGUGUUAGAUAUCAAGUAGCUGCCGUACCAGGUACUAAUGUAUUCCUUGGUGUCGUCAACAUAACGACUCAGUGCAAUCUACUUAGAGCUUUUUGUCCAUGCAGUACGAUGGAUCAUUCAUGCCUAAACUGCAAAAGUAUGGAACAAACUGGUUGCGAAUGCCCUUGCGAAUGCUCCUUGUAUUCUUCUAGUUGUACAGAACAAACUAUCAACAAUUUAAAUUCUUGUCCACCUCUAUAUGAGCAAGGCUCGAGUUUACAGACCCCGUGGAUACAACCGACAAAUUUAAAAUCGUGUCCAUCUAUUGAUUGCAAAUCAUACGUGACGGAGAGAGAUUGCUUGGGUGUCGCGGAUUGUCAAUGGUGUCACGUCGAUACCGAUGGAGAAACACCUUUGCAACAACCAUUUUGCUCCGACAUGUCCGUAUGUUUCAAGGGAAUCUUUGGAUCUUUGAUACCUUACAGCGAUGGCACUUACAAUUCACACUCAGCGGAUGAGGCCGUGAUAGGAGAAUGGCCAUCGGUCGGUCUAGUGGCCGGUGGAAUUCUCGCAUUAGUCUUGAUCCUAGGCGUCGUUCUGUUUUGCUACAGACUCCGAUCAGUAAACUCAGGUGUGGAGCAUCAAUGUUUGCAUCUCCAUACCUCGCCUGACACAUUGCGCAUGACGCAUCUCGAGGGCGAUCUGGAACCUACGGAAUUGGAUCAAACCAAAAGCAAUUUAGAUUGUCUUGUGAGAGAUGGUAUCGCGCCUAUAUCACCGUAUAGAGUUUCUACCAAUUAUAGAAGACCACCUGGUGGGGAUAGCGAUCAUGGAUACAGCACGAUGACGCCACACGAUGAUUCCGAACAGCAGACGUUUGCCUCUGAACCUCUGUUAGUUGUCGAUAAUAAUAUCGAACCGGAUUUAACGAGGCAGUCGAGUAUCGGAAUGCCUUCUCCUACAACAUACUUGGGAUCGCCACAUCAUGUUUUAGCACCUGUGACUGUCCAUCGCGAUAUGGAAACAAACUAUUGUUAGUGAAUUAGAUUCAUAUAUAUAUAUAUACGUAUAUUUAUAUACAUAUAUACAUAUAUAUACAUAUAUACAUAUAUAUAUAUACAGAGUGUCCCGAAACUUUUGAUACACCCGAAGUGUGAAGAUAGAUUGGGCCAAACUGAGUCGAAAAGUCCUGUACCAUUUUCUUCUAUAACAUUUCAGAAAGAAGAUAUUAUUGAGUAAAGUCUGGCUAAUCAGCGCCGAUCUUUAGCCGGACACAUGUCAUUGAGCCGCGCGCCUGGUAGUGGUGCGCCGCUCACUGACAGCUGGACGCUCACGCACACUAUUAGGCGCGUGGCUCACCAAUGUGCGUUUGAUUAAAGAUCGGCGAUGAUUGUCCAGACUUUACUCAAUAAUAACUAUUUUAUUAAGCAUUAUACAAAAAAAAAUGGUACAGGACUUUUCGACUCAGUUUGGCUCAAUUUACCUUCACACUUCGGGUGUGUCAAAAGUUUCGAGACACCCUGUAUAUAUAUUGCCAUUUAUUUGAAAAAGUAAGUUAAUCAAAACUUUCUCAAAAUGUCGUAAAAAGCUACAUCACUUUUUUGCAAAUAUGACCUCAGUAACAUAGCAAUUUACUUUAUUUACAAUUUAUAUGAGAGAAUAAUACUGUUGCAGCUACAAUAGAAGAAUAUUAAUUACUAUCAAAGUGGCGAAGCACAGUUUUUAUCAUUAUCAAAGUGGCAGCACAGUUUUUAUUAUCAAAAUGACAACAAGUACGAAUUUUUGAAUGAUUGACGAACUUAAAAACAUAUAUAAUUUUUAUAAGCUGUCUCUGUCUGUCCACUAAAACUUCUAUGAAAGUGCUAAUAAUAAUUAAUAGGUUGUACAAGUUUUAUAUAAAACAAUUUAGAUGGAUAGUACAUUGUAUAAGAGACUUAACUUAAAGUAUAAAUUUAUAAGUAGAUAUAUAAAGCAAUAAUGAAUUAUUUAUAUAUAAUUCUGAUUACAGAGCAAUUUAGAAUUGUAUAAAAGUAUACUUUUAUACACAUAAGUAGUAUUACGAUUUUCCAAGUAGAGUAUUUUUAUAUGACAAGAUUUUAAUAUUAUAUUUAGAUAGGUGCUAUAUAUUCGUAAUUAUUUAUGCAAGUUAAGAAAUUAAAGCAUUACAAAAUUGUUAUUGUUAAAUAACUGAUAUAAGUAAUUGAAGUAAUUUAAUAUUAACAAUCAUAAUUUGGACAAAAUGGUAAAUCUUAGAUCACUGCCUGAAAUAUUGCCAUUAUACUGCAAUUAAAUUGCAAGACAUAGUUAAUUUUAUAAAAAGAAGAAUAGUAAUGUAAUAUAGAACUGAAAAUAUUUGUUUUUGAAUUUUUUUUCACAUGAUAUAUAUUAUAAAACGGAUAAGACAGUUUACAUGUUAUAAUUCUCUGACUUAUUUUUAGAAAUAUCAAUUUUUGUCUUACAUUUUAAUCUAUAUAGUAUACUUAUUAUCAUGAUUUAAAUAAAUAACAGUGUCAAAACGUGAUAAUACUUUGUAUACUGUGCAGAAAUAAUUUUAGAAAGUUAUACAUAUAGAAUCUAUAAUAUUAUUUCUACUGUGUUCUUAUAUGAGAUUAUUUAAGCAUUUUUCUUGAAAUAAAAUCAUAAUUUUAUCAUUGCACAAAUUAUAGCAUUAAAAAUAAAAAACAAAAAAUCAAA